CAUGGAAACUCUCUGACGAGCUAAGACUUGUCCGGAGGAGGUUUAACAGGAGGAGAGAUUCAGGUGAGAGGAGGUGAACUGUGUCAGCGCGAGUCCUCACAGAGAUAGAUAGAUAGAGGGAGAUGUGGGAGUGUUUUUGUGCAGGGGAGGAUCCUCUCUCCCCUUCUCUCUCCCUCUCUCUUAAAGCCGAUCAGAAACAGAGGAUCUGCAGAGCUGAGAGCGAGAGGCACUGAGGAGGGAACACACUUAUACUGACUCUUAAACAACAACAAGUGGCCUAUUGUGCAAACACACACACACACACACACACAAAAAAAAACAAAAAAACACACACACAGUUGUUUAUCAGUUCUUCUUUGGACUCGGGACUGACCCCUCCAGGAUACAUCCUCUUUCGGACUCCCAUCAUGCACCAGCGGAGCCUGUUGGAGCUCCAUGAGGUCGCCACCCAGUCGGGGGCCCCGACCCCACGGACUACCCAGGACGGAGACUCGCGGAGCUCCAGGCCGAGGAGGGAGUCCGGCCGCCUGUGUCCACCCAGGGUGACUCCUCUCUGGGCAUGGCUGCUGCUGGGGGCCCUGGUGGUUCCCGGAGCUUGGAGCUUUCUGACCGAGGUGCAGGAGGAGAUGCUGGUGGAGCUGCACAACCACUACAGGGGGCAGGUUUCACCCAGCGCCUCGGCCAUGCUGCCCCUGAGGUGGGACCCGGCCCUGAAGCUGGUUGCCGAGGGCUACGCAGCCAAAUGCAUCUGGAACCACAACCCAGACCUGGAGGACACGGGAGAGAACCUGUUUGCUGGAACCGGGUCCCUGGACCUCAGUGCCGCCAUGGAGAAAUGGUUCCUGGAACAUCUGGACUACGACUUCCAGAACAACAGCUGUGACGAAGAUAAGAUGUGUGGACACUACACACAGAUGGUGUGGGCGGACACACACAGAGUGGGCUGUGCCUUCCACCUCUGUAACACUAUGGAGGGUCUGGACUGGGAGAGAGUUUUCUUCCUGGUCUGCAACUACUUCCCAGCAGGGAACUAUGAAGACCAGCGUCCAUACGUGGAGGGAGACUGGUGCUCCCAAUGUCCUGAAAACAUGCAGAAAUGUGAAAACAACCUCUGUGUACUGGAGGAGUACGAGGAUUUCACGUCCAGUCCUCCGAGCACCGACAGCCCUGAUCAAUUUACGGACACCCUACCACCGGCUACCUCCGAGGACACCACCCAGACUCAGGGCACCCCCACAGCUGAGGACGCCACCACGGAUGAGGACGCCACCACGACUGAGGACGCCACCUCGGCUGAGGACGCCACACCCCCUCCUGAGGCCCCGUCACCAACACAGGAAUCAGAGGAAAUGACUGAAGUGGACACAGAUGAAACUGAGGCGACAGAGAGAAAUAAAUCUUCAGGAAAGGAGAAGCCAGUGAGAAAGACAGACAGACAACAAACAAACACCAGCAACAAAGCUGGUUCAGUGUCCUCCCCGCCCGUCCUGUUAGCCUGUCUGACCGCCAUCAUGACUCUCAGGCUGUGAGGAAGAAGAGGAGGAGGAGGAGGAGGAGGAGGAAGAGGAGGACAUGAUAGCUUCUCCUCUUUUGCACUGACUGCACAUCACCUUCUUAAUCCGAAGUCUAAAGCAAAAACAGGUCAAGUAAUAAUUCACACUCACCAGGAAACAGCUGACGCCUUCGUCUAGUCCGACCAGUCACUGAAACCGCAGCUAACUUCCUAACGAGGAAACACAUUCAGACGCUAACUGAAUAAAAUAAGAGUUCUGAACGGAUGGGGAGCCUAGCUUAGCUUAAAGAUGGACGCUGGGUUUCUACUAAUGUGUCUAACUCAUGAACAAGAGGACGCAAAAAACGUAACGAACGAGUUCCCUGCAGCUUUGGAAAAAAACAUUUAAUCAUUUAAAAUCAUCUGAUCCUGAUCUGAUGUUAAAUGUCCUAGAGUUGGUCCCCUGUAGAUUCCUAAAGUCUGUCCGCGUCUUCUCCUAGAGUCGAAUGGAUUCAGUCCAAUAAAUCUGUCUUGAAGUUAAUGUAGCGUGGAGAGGGGAGCUCGUACCUUGUGUCCUCCAGCGCUGCCAUAAACUCCCGAAACCCUCUCCGGAAGAUUUGUUUCCAGGAAACUUCAUUUACACAGCAGACCUGGUUAGAGACUGGAUACUGGUUUUUAGUCUUCUGAUUCUGAUUUAUUUCAGACCUGAUCUUACACAACUUCUUUGUCUUUAUUUCAUUGUCUCAUUUUCUUGUGGUUCUUCUUCUUCUUCUUCACUUGUUCAUCUUCUAAUGGUUCUUCUUCUUGUUUUUCCAUUUGCUUCAUUGCCUACCUUUUUGUGGUUCAGCGUUCUGUGUUUGUUGUUGCUUGGCUGCAGCCUUUAACCUGAGUUAAGCCAUUUUAUUUUUUGGUAGUAUUGAAUGAUGGUCUCCUAUCACCACCUCACCAAACCAUCCACAUUUCACCAGUUAGACAUUAAACUGCUGUCUUUAAAACAGAAGAAGUUUAAAGUCUGGAGGUGGACCUUGUUUAGGUCCUAACUGCAGUAGAGAUUAGUUUGAUCCAGAAUGCCCAGAUCAUCUGAAUAUUGAUUAAUUAAGGUUUUGUUUCCUUGUGUGAGGCUGAACAUUUAUUUGUCCCAUUGUUAAAAUGUUCUGGAAGCUCUGUUUUAUUCAGCAGGUGGACAAAGACAAAAGACAAGUGACGCUUAAUUCCCAGGAAACAAAUGAAGCAACGUUUCUGAACAUCUUCUUUAAUCUGACAAUGAAUUUAUCUGUUGGGUUUCCAGAAAGUCAGCCUAUAUUCCAAUGAAUGGUUGAAAAACAUAAAUGAAUUAUGUCAUCUUACCCCUGUCUUGUUCUUCGUCUUCUGUGGUGGUUUAAUGGCAUUUAAUGAAAUUAUUGUAGCGCCACCACUGUGUUCAUCUCACUGAUUAAAUUGAAAGUUCCCACAAACUUGAUCCAGAGUCUAAAACUAGGCCAGUUGUUACUUCAUCUUCUAAAGACCCUGAAUGUAAAGAGGUUUUAUUUUUAUCUUGCUAAUAGCACCGUCAAAGAAAUGCAUGUUUUUACGAUCAGAAAUGUGUAAAACUAAAGGAGCAGAAUGCUAAAUGCUAAUAAAGGAAGGGACUGCAGUGCUGUGAAGAGGCGGAGCUUCAUACUGGGAUUGUUGGUGACCCCGGUUUAAAUGUACAGCGUCAACUCAUGUGGAAAAACCACUGAAAAGCAAAAAGGAGCGGGAGACAUUUUUAUUUUAAGUUUAGCUGAAACAUGAAUUUCAAACUGACGACCCUGCUUCUUCUUCUACUUUCUACAAAUAUCUACGCUCAGACUGGGACGACACCUGGACAGACUCCAAUGAUUCACGUAUCUCAGUUGAUGGGAAAUUACCACAGUUAUCUUUAGUAACUUUAGCACAGAUGGCUGUACGUUUCUGUAUAUAAGAUUAAUAAAGAAAUAAACCUGG
Messenger RNA from Mugil cephalus (flathead mullet), 3457 nucleotides. Its product is annotated as peptidase inhibitor 16-like. The transcript has 6 exons. The record is from RefSeq and is a predicted model, not a curated record. Lineage: Eukaryota; Metazoa; Chordata; Actinopteri; Mugiliformes; Mugilidae. Gene Ontology annotation, cellular component: extracellular region. Bases 408 to 1529 code for a protein of 373 amino acids.